AUGUCAUUGACAGCUGUUAGUCAUGAGCAAGUUCAGGAUGAAUGUCUAUUACGCGAUAGCCAGCUACCAACCACUCUUCCAUCAAAAGCCAAUGUAUUGUCUGACGAUGCGAAGACACCAUUUCGAAGAAGCAAGAUUCCUUCGAAGAUCUUACAGUCGCCGUAUCUUUCAAACUUUGGGUCGAGUGAAAAGGAAAAGGAAAAUUUGUCAGCUGUUAUGCAUCAGACACACCCUUUUGAAGGUUUUGGUAUAUGCUAUCAUCCCCCAUCCGAGCUUGUCACAGACUACUCUCAAUGGAUAGAUAAAGGACUACUAAAAUCAUAUGGCAACAAGAAUUCGAAGGAGGAUCAUUACAGAUCUAAGUGCUCUUCAUUCGGCUUUGAAAAAAUGAACUUUGUAGUGGCAUUUCCUAAAGAUAAGAACUGGUUCUACCUAAUGUCACAGCCGAACAGAUGCUGGAACGAUGAGAAAUCGAAGAUGCAGUUGAGCAAUCAGUAUCGAUAUACAACGACAAACUACAUUUUCAAAAUUUACAUCGAAUAUGCACACACACGCUACUAUCACCUUCCACCUAACAUUUCUACACAAGAAGAUAUGGCAAGGUCCACUGUUACAGCUCAUCACGAGAGAUCCGUGAAGAACAUAAUAAGAGGUUUCUCAAUAUCAGCCGGGGAUUUUCAUUGGGUUCUUGCGGUAGUUAUGUUGAAAGAGAGGUUGAUACGUUUGUAUGAUUCAUCGCCUAGACGAAGAAGUAACAAUCAUUCCCUAGAGAUCCAAAAGAUAGCAGCAAUGCUACCAACAUACCUGCAAGACAGUGGUUUCUUUGACAACAACGAACGUACUGAUUGGUUGUCUCUUGAUUCAUACAAGGACAAAUCAAUCGGUAACAUGCUUGAACCACAUCACCCAUUUGCAGUUGAGUAUGUUGAAGGAAUUGCGCAACAGGGAAGUGACAGCUUGGAUUGUGGAGUUUUCCUGGCCAUUUGUGCUGAAUAUCUUAGUGAUGGAGUUUCUAUUCCAAAUACUGGACUAAACGCUAAAUUCUUCCAUUCAAGAUAUGUCGCACUCUUAUGGAGAUAUGGUUGUCAGAAGGCCAUGAAUGGUUAUGUUAGCGAUAACGACGAUCCAAAAAAACCUAGGAGAGACAUCUCUCCAAGCCAAGGAGAACUGAUUGAUGUCCAAUAG
Molecule: messenger RNA, 1185 nt
Organism: Solanum dulcamara
Lineage: Eukaryota; Viridiplantae; Streptophyta; Magnoliopsida; Solanales; Solanaceae
Exons: 5
Coding region: 1-1185 (394 amino acids)
Biological process (GO): proteolysis
Molecular function (GO): cysteine-type peptidase activity
Source: RefSeq, a predicted model, not a curated record